This is a messenger RNA of Vigna angularis (adzuki bean), 1159 nucleotides long. RefSeq lists its product as uncharacterized. Bases 200 to 967 code for a protein of 255 amino acids. The record is from RefSeq and is a predicted model, not a curated record. The transcript has 5 exons. NCBI's taxonomy places the organism in Eukaryota, Viridiplantae, Streptophyta, Magnoliopsida, Fabales, Fabaceae. Gene Ontology annotation, biological process: snRNA export from nucleus.
AAUUUCACCAUUCUCACAUCACGUACAAGUAUAAUAAUGGAGACCCUCUCUUUUUCUUGGAAACUCUGAAUUUCAAGAGUGGUAGUUCUCACUCGACUGCGGCAGUUUUCUACUGCGCCGGCUCAGAUAGAAGCAUUACGCAGCGUUCUCUCGGGUUUGGUUUUCCACUGCACUGCAGUGCUAAGGUUAGCUGUUUGCUAUGGAGAACGGUGAUAACAUUCUGGAUGUCAUAUACGAGGAGGGUGAUUUAGAUUAUAUGGAUGGCGAUGUUGACAUGGCUGAUGUUGAAGAGGGGGAGUUGGUGGAGCCAGAUUCCAAAAAUGUUUUGGGACAAAGCAGUGCCGGAGAUGUCAAUGAAGCAAAUCAAGAACCUCUCAUUAAGAACCGCAGGCGCAGAGCGAACAAGAAAAAGAACAAGAAGAGGAAGGGUUCAGGAUCUAAUGCCACGGACAUAGACAGAUUUGUGUUAGAUACAUGUCGGCGACUGAAAGAGAAAAAGUCAUACAUGGUAUAUACUGCUGUGGGCUGCCUUGGGAUCUCUGCAUUAAGUGAUCUUGUCAGUGAGGUGGAUGCAAUACAGGCUUGUGGAGGCCAGAAAACAGCUGAUGGUAGACGAUUCCGGACAGGGGGUGGCAUAUUGUGGAGCAUCUUAAAAGUUAGGGAACCUAAGGUCUUUAAAGAGAUAAUGAAAAAAACAAAGGAGUUUGAGAAACAAUUCAAGCAGCCUAAUGUGACGCAACGACCUGUGCCAAAGAAAGACGAUUCUUCUCAAGGAGUGCCCGUGUCAUUCUCUGGCAGAGAUCAUGGCAAUGUUUUGAACAGUGAUUUUCAUGUUUCCCAGCUGCAAAAUAAACACGAACCAGCACCUUCUGAAGAAAAACCUAUAUCUGUGCAUGAUAGGUUAAGGAUACCAGUAUCAUAUGAUGAUGAUCUGCUGGGAGAGAAUCCAGUCAAUGAUGCAACCUGAAUCUGGAAGUAGAGUGGCCUUUCAUCACUUGACAAGUUUUUCUUCCCUGUCAGAUGGAAUUCUACGGAUACAUCCCUCACUUUCCUUCUGACCCCUUUUGCUCUCCCCGCGGCUCUCUUUUUUUUUUUUUGCUUGUGCAACGAUUUGUGUUAAGGAAAAUUGAUGUUUAUGGUAAAAUCAGGGCUUUAUUCA